This is a messenger RNA of Chara braunii, 1605 nucleotides long. The record is from the annotation of a GenBank genome assembly. Lineage: Eukaryota; Viridiplantae; Streptophyta; Charophyceae; Charales; Characeae.
GGAGGGUGCAACAUGGCGGACCUAGUAAAAUAUACUCGGCGAGAGAGAUAUAUGGUCCGCAUGUUCAACUACAUAUUGUUCAAGGUCGAGGAGAGGUCAAAGGAUGAGUGGAACGCAGACUUCUUCAUCGGUUAUACGAUAAUCAUGGAGAGGUAUAGCAAAAACGGCCUCACCAAUUUGAAAUGGACCGAGGAACGCGACCCCAUCCCUGACGACAAGGCGAGGAAAGUGUCGAGGCGUUUGGACGGUCCUGAUGAGAUAAAUGGCGAGAACGGUGCGGGGCUGGAGGCAACCCAAGCCAUGUACAAGGAAACCCCGUUCCACCUCAAGUGUUUCAUCUAUGAGGCGAUCGAUCGCUUGGACGAACUCUGGGCUGAGGUAAAUCGGAUGUCCUGCAAUGCUCGUCACAUCUUUUGGGAAGUUGGGAAAAGGAUCACAACGAUCAUGCCGUAUGAAAUCGAACCGAAGGGAGUGCUCACCGAUAACGAGGAGGUUGUCGGUACGGCGAAGGGAAUGAGGAUACGAGCAGCUACUCUUGAUAUGUCAACAUCACCCAAGCGUGUUCCGUGGGAUGAUGGCGCUUUUUCCAGACUGCAUGAUUUCCUCACGACGUGUUGUGGCGAAAACUGGGCAUUGAUCAUUUUCGCGCCGAUGAAGCACCAGAGACAGGUGAUGCAGAAAGUGUACAAGUGGGACGAUGUCGAGGUGCUCACCGGGUCUUGGUACAAACACUACACACCGUCGACGACCGUGAACAGGUAUGGCAACAUUGCGGUUCGGUACAUUGACAUGAUGGCUAUUGUCCUCCACGCCGAGAACCGCAACUUGAGCAAUAUAACGAUUGCGCCGAAAUUGCGAGCGGAGCUCACAAAUUUGAACAUUGAAGAGGGUGAAUUUGUGAGGUGCUCAAGGGAGUGUAUCGGUGUGGAUGGCGACACUGAAGCGGUUUAUUCUUGGAUGGAACGAGAGCCUGCACGUCUCCGGAAGCUAUGCAGCUCGUUCAUCAGGGAGGAUGACGGCAUGAUGCUGCUGGGCAGGGCGCAUGCGGGACUGAUAUGGGAACUGGCUAAGGCCGGACACCACGUGUUUGCAUGCGACGACACGACAAAGGAGCUCACCUACCUUUCCAAGUUCUUGGAAUUCAACGYRAASGACCCGAGGAACAAAUGCAAGUUCGAAAAGCCCCAAGUCGAGCACCGCAAGGACCGGGACAUAUACUWCAAGCUCGGUAGGAAAAGGGAUAAAGUGUGGGCUUACUUGUUCGGUGACGCUCCACAGUCGGCAUUUGAUAACGACUACGUCCUCAGGAAAAGCGAAAUCGAGAUGGCAAUGAACGAGUACCACGACUCCCACAUGGGUGCUUUCCACAUGUUCAUCGCACGUUGCGAGCAUCUCUAUUUCAAUAUGAAGAAAAGAGCACUGGACAGCCGGGACUAUGCAGACUUAGCACGUAAAGCCGGCAACUUCAACAACAUCGAUUGCGACGAAGACACAUCAGACUCCGACCUGGACAUCCCAUCGCGCGCAGCACGAGGUGCGGUGGGGGAACGUCUGGAGUAGAGCGGCAGGGGAGCACCAAUGGACCUGCGGAGAGGCCGAGCUCGA